CUUUUGAAAAUGCACUUCUUGGCACGGGGACCUGGAAAUGACGCAUUUAGUGUCCCGUACUAUUUAUGUUCGACAAUUUCCGCCACAAAAAAAAAGAUAAAAAGGCAGGGGACAUAUAGGGGGCCUACACAAUGCCUUGACGUGGAGUGCCAAUAUCGAGAAUUGUGGACUCGAGUGACGGUAUAACGAAAUACACAUUCGUCUCAUCACUAGAAUCACCAGCAGCCAAAACAAUGGCGUAUUCCUCGCACAUAACGUUCCAGGAGUCGGCUCUCGUGUUAAACACCACUCCAGAGGUGGAAUCAACCCCUCAUCGGCUGAACUCAACUCUUAGUUCCUCAUCUAAUGCGCCGUACACCCACAUCGAGUUCACCUGUCUUUCUGUCGUCCUUUCUAUCCUGAUAAUCCUUGCAAUCAUCGGCAAUAGCCUGGUGUUGGUUGCUAUGGCCAGGACCAAGAAAAUCAGGACUGUUACUAAUGCGUUCGUGGCCAACCUCAGCGCGUCCGAUUGCCUAGGCAGUUUUGCUCUUCUCUGGAGCGUGCCGGGUAUGGUAAGCACUACUCCAGGCUUCCCGCUGGAGUCUGACGUCCCGUGUGUGAUGGCAGCUGUUCUGGUGCACCUGACCGUAGGCUGCAGCCUGUACAGCCUCGUCAACAUUGCUCUGAACCGGUACAUAUUAGUAACCAAGCCCAAGGAGACCUACCAGUGGUUGUACACACGUAAUAAGAUUGCCUUGAUGGUCCUUGGCUCCUGGCUCGUACCUUUAUGCGCCUGUAUUAUACCCCCAUUCGGUGGUAUCGGUGAAUUCGGCUUCGAUUCAAUGACCCGCACCUGUACAGUAAAUACAACUCAUCCAGCAGCUGACACAUACAAAGUUAUUCAAUUAGCAGUUUUGUUCCCGACUUCAUGUGUUGUCCUCGUUUCUUACCUCCUGAUUUGGCGACACGUCAGACGUCAUUUCAACAGGCGCCAAGAACACGACACUCUCUACUCAACUGAUAAAAGCACAGGUAGGUCCACACAGCCAAACGAUGGUGAACCCGUAGCUUGUGACGCCCAUAGUCAUACACCUACUUUGCCACUUCAACAAGCACACAGCUCUGAUCAGGGCCAUCGUAUCAAGAGGGACCAACUUGCCGUUACCAAGAACCUCUCCAUCGUCAUCUUGGUCUUCGUGAUUUCCUUUGCGCCCUUAGCCAUCAUGAUGGUCGCCAAGAGCACCCGUUUCUACCUUUACGGCGAAAUGUUCCUGUUGGUCAGCAACUGCACAAAUCCACUCCUUUAUGCCGCUAAGCAUCCACACUUGGGGCCUGUGUUGCGAGCCAUGAUCCGGUGCAAAUGUUCAAGCGACAGAGAUGCCUAAGCCUUAUUUGUUUGCCACAUCCACAACCAAAAAUCUACUUUUCAGCCCAACUAUAACAUUUCUGCAAAUCACAAAUAAAACUGACCUAAAACAGAAAAGUGGUGCUGAGUAGGAACAAAACGUCUGGGUAUUAUCAUCAUGAGUGACUGAAGUGUAACCAACAAGUCCACCCGCCGACUGUUUGGUGUUUGCCCUCAGUAAACUUCACGUGCGGAGCACAGCUUGAGAACCUUGUCAUCAUCUAUAAGCUGUAACAUUCGACCAAUGUUAAAGUUCGCAGGAUCAGUGUGGGAAUCAAACAUCACUGGAGUGGCCCUGCCUAAUGCUUUGCCAUAUGGGAUGUAACAGCUAAACUGGACAAUCUUGAGGUCAGACAUAAUCAAAUUGUUUUGCCAAAUCACUGCCCAAGUCACCCCGACUAUUGCCAUCAACUCUUGCCAACACUCGAUUAGCGUCAAGGCGUAAUCUAAGAAACUCACACUAUCUACAAAUACCAAGAGAUAGGACCACCCAUUGCCAAUGGUCUCCAUUUCCUAUACUGUAACAUGUUUUUAGAUUGACGUUAUUACACUUUUUAUUUCAUUGUUCCUUCAUGUCUAAAGGCGCCUUUCCAUAGGCCUAAUGCGCGUCAGCACUUGCGCCAAGCGUUGCACAUCCGUCAAAAUGGCUCUUUGGCGAUUUUGACGGCCGAACGCAACCAACACAUGUGUUAUGUUUAGGGGUCGAUUUUUGUGUCCGUGGAAGUGAAACGCAUGAACGCAUCGUGUACGCAACGCACCCAAAAACGUACAUAUGGAAAGGCGCCCCAAGCGUUUCAUCUAUAAUCAUUAGUUACUAUAUUAUACCCUCUCACUGUUCAUUUUGUGUUAGGUUGAAUAUUACACUCGCUAUGCAUAUACAAUUAAUUGUGUUUCAAUGAUUUAGUUUAAAUAGUUAAAGCAAUAUUGAAUUUAUACCUGCUGGCCUACAUGGAUGCAGUGCGUUCAGUUUGUGAGCUUGUAAUUAUGUCAUCGACUACACCUAGCGUUUUGAUUGCGCCAUCAGAUACAAUUACACUGCCGAGUACGCUGGUGUUUUUUUUUCACACAAGCCUUCGAGGGCAAACACUUACAGUGUUAAACUUUACUUUGUAAUUCAAAAUGAAUGUGAAAUGACUACAUUCAGAAUAGUGGUAAUUUUUAGUACGUUUAUAAUGUUGACCUAAUUUUUAAAUGACCAAUAUCGGCCCAUCAUUUUACUUUCCGUGCAAUUGUAUUUAACGAUUGCAAUGUAACUGCAUAUUUAUUAGCCCUCAGAAUUUUCAUGCCAUAUUUUAACAUGAAUACCGAUAUUUAAUUGAACUUUGAUGUUUCAGUAAGUGCGUUUAUUCGACAGUCUUUGAGGAAGAGAAUCCGUACGUAUACGUAGGCCCCUAUUGACCAAUCUUAUCAGCCCUUGCAGAAGUUCAGCAAAUCUUUGACGAAUUACACAAGUUGUAGUCCUGAUUAACGGUUUUCAAAUUCACAAACAACUAAACGCUAAACUUCCACCGAGUUAAAAAGCUUUGACCUUGUAAUUAGCCAAGAUUAUUCUAUCACCUUUUCAAAGAUAGGCCUCUACCAAAAUACUGCAUCGAGUAUAAUGUUUGAUAAAACAAUAUUCUUCGUAUCAAUUAAAGUGAAGUUACAGGCAGCAGUGAAUUGACGUACAUGUACAUGUACUCUUUUCUACACUUAAAUAAAUAAGCACGCAUUAUUUGU
This is a messenger RNA of Acanthaster planci (crown-of-thorns starfish), 3103 nucleotides long. RefSeq lists its product as uncharacterized. Lineage: Eukaryota; Metazoa; Echinodermata; Asteroidea; Valvatida; Acanthasteridae. The record is from RefSeq and is a predicted model, not a curated record.